GCGACCAAGGUGGCAGGCAAAGGCUCCGAGGCUUUGCUGCGCAAGAACAUUUUCCAGUUUUCUGUGAGAGGACUCUCGCAAAUGGCUCAUCCGACGGACAUUGCACCAACCAGUGCCAUGCGCAGGCGAGUCGUCGGCUACUUCAAAUCGAAGCAGGCCAUGAGCCGGGGGGAGCCGCAAGCUCAAGAUGGUCAAGAGCCAGGGGAG
Molecule: messenger RNA, 207 nt
Organism: Symbiodinium necroappetens
Lineage: Eukaryota; Dinophyceae; Suessiales; Symbiodiniaceae
Source: the annotation of a GenBank genome assembly